GUCACACUAAGCGUAGUGCGAGUAUGCUUGGUUGAUUAACGUGAAAAGGUCUAUGUCUCUCGUGGAUUUUAGCUUCGGACUGGGAUAACGUGUAGGAUUUUCUCAACACCUGGAUUUCUUCUGUGGAUUUAUAUAAUUUCUGUGUUCGCAUAUGUGUUUUUAGGCCACCUAAACGAUGUCUUCUUCUCAAAAAGCAGAGGAAGAAUGGCCUACCAUAUCGCGUUUAGAGAGGAUUUAUUACCAAAUACUUUUCUACAGCCAAGGACCUCUCGAUGGCUAUCUCCUUGGUGAGAGAGCCCGUGACCUUUUCCUCCACUCCCGGCUCCCUUUGAUGACACUCAGCAGGAUCUGGAACUUGGCUGACGUGACAAAUGACAAUGUGCUCAAUGUGGAUGAGUUUGUGUUGGCGAUGCAUCUCACACGUGGUAUUCUACGGGGGAGGAAAAUUCCAAAGGCCCUCCCCCAUAACCUCAAACCCAAGUCCUCUACCCUGGUACAGCUCCCCCACAUGUCGGACAAGGAGAAGGACGCUUACCUCAGGGUGUUCCAAAGUCUUGACACUAGCCGCAAGGGCUUUUUCGAAGGUGCCGAUGCAUGCCAGAUUCUCAAGUCUUCAGAGUUAUCUCCAGAACAGUUGGUAGAUGUAUGGGACCUGUCUGACCUCAACAAAGAUGGCUGCCUGGAUACCGGCGAGUGGACAGUCGCCUGCCAACUUGUCAGACUCCACAAACAAGGCUAUAAACUAGAGGGCAGCAUCAAUGCAUUCACCUACUUACCGGACCGAAUCUCACCUAACUCUCUUCAGGCCAGAAAACAAAGAGUGAAUGAAUAUGACAGUUACAAGCAGAGGCUUAUGUCCAUCAAGGAAAAGCGAAAAGCACAAGCAGUUCAAGAGAGCCGACGACUCAGUUUGACGAAAGAAAAGAUCUCCCUUGAAAAAGAUUUGUAUGCUGCCUUAACCAGACUUGGAAAGAGUCCGAUCAGUGAAGAUAGACAUAACAGACUGACUGAUGCUGACACAAAAGAAAUAGAAAAACUUGAAGAAAUCAUAGCGAGAUUAAAGAAGGAGCAUGAGAAGAUCCGACAAGACACAGUCAAGGUGAUUUUAGGGGAACAGAAGUUAUAUGGAGAGAAUGUCAUCAUAAAGGAGGAGACGGCUGAACUCAAUAAGCGAUUAUCGUCUCUUCACAGUAAAGCUACAAAAGAUCCCGAUCCUUUCCACCAACUUUACGAACAAAGAAGAGAGGAGAGAAAGAAGAGUAAUUUAUCGGAGGGUGAAGAGCCGGAAGUACACUACCCGUUCAAAACAAGUCCAUUUGACAAAGACGCUAUAGACAGAAUUCCAGUGACUGGCGAAAGUUUGUUUUUAAAUUCUCACACCUCAGACAAUAACAAUAAAAACUUAUCCAAAGAAAACGAGGAAAUCCUUGCAAGCCUACACGGCUUCGGAGACAAGUUCUUUGAAUUGUGGAGUAGUGGUAAGCCCGGGAAAUCUCCAGAUCGACGGGGAAGCUGUUCCACAAUGGAGGAUGAGGAAGAUACUGUGUUCAUGACAAUCAAAGGUGAUGAAGAUGACCGGGAAUGGUCAAGUGUGAGUUGGGUCAGUGAAGAGGACAUUGUGAAAGGCGACAGUGAACUUACGAACCUUCACAAGCGACUGAUUGACCUAAAGGAUGAGAUGAAGAAACUCAACAAGGAGACUGGUGGCAAGCUUGUAUUUAGAAAUCCAUCCGACUACUUAGCUCGUAAAAAGGCGAAGGAAGAGGAAGAACUAGAGAAAGCCAAACCCAAGCGAUCCAAGAGUUCGGUAGACUCGGAGUAUGUCGUCAAACGGCGCAGCUGGAUAGAUCGCAGAAAGGACACCAACGAUGCACACUCACAAGAGAUCAGAUCGAAAAGGCGGUCAUUAAAUAUUGAUUCAAAAGCUGAUGGUGGACUUUCUCCAAGAAAAACUGCCCCAGAUCGACCGCAGAGACUUCCAGUAAAAAGUGAUAGUCAAAUUCCCGUUUCAGAUAGGUCUCGUAAGAACAUAAACUGUGAAAGUGUUGAGCCAUCUGCCCCCACUAGGAGUCCCCGCAGAGCUGCCUCUCCCACAACAAGUCCAACUCGAUCCACAAAAAAGACAAGAGCUCCCCCACCUCCCGUUUCCCCCACUGUUUCAUCUGUCCCCACCGAACCAGUUCCUGUCAUCUCUCCUCGUAAAUCGAAGCAGGAAGCAGUCACAACUGAAAAAUCCAAAGAGGAAGUAACAACACAGGAAGUGAACUUGCCCGAAAAAUUAAAACAGGAGGUGAACUCUCCUGUCAGAGAAGUUAAAGAAGUCGUGAACACGGAGAAGGAGACACCUUCACGUCCCCCACGUAAAAAGCGUCCAUCGUCUUCCACGUCGCCUGAUCGUGCUAUUAGUGUGCCUUCCGUAGAUACGUCCAGCAAAUCUUGUGAUAAAAAGACCGAAAAAUCUGAGGUCCGAUUCUCACCUGAACCGAAAUUGAUUCCAGAUGCUCCACUAGUUAACGGUGAAGUUAGCUUUUCUCUAGUAUCAGUUGAUCCGAAAAGAGACGACUCGACAGAGAAUGGACCUUUGACUGUUAAUGAAAUCGUUAAAUCUAGUGACAAUCAAAAUUUCCACAAGGAGAGCUUGACCAAUCAGGUUACGACAAUAUCAGUGGAAUCUGGCAAAUCAGAAAAAAGCAGCCAAGCGACCAAUCAGAACACUCCUUUCUCAAACGGACAUUUACCAUCCACAGAAGUUGUUGAAGAACAGAUAGUUCAGGUUAAAAAAUCAAAAUCAGAAAGUGUUCCUCAAUUUACAUCAAUCAUCUUUGACGACAAUAUAGUUGAUGAGGAGGUUGAACUAACUUUUAAGAAAUUUUCACAGCAACCGCCCGACGUUGUUUCGUUAGCAGAAUCGAUUCAUUCCACACAUUCAGGUACAAGUACUGAGUCUUUCGUGCCCAACCUACCCUCGUCCCCGCCACCGUUACUGCCCUUGGGUGGGAUUCCUAAAAAGUUAGUGUCUGCAGAAUCUGUAGAGGAGGAAGUUAUAGAGGUCGUGACCUCACCUGUUGUGGAAUAUAAACCAAUCGCAGAGGAGAAAAGUCUUGAGUGCGAGCCUGUUGAAGAAGAAGUGAUAGUAGUGACAAAAGUCACAAAGAAAGAAACAUUGCCUGUUAAUCAAACAGAGGAAGAAGAAUUGAUAGAAGUUGCAAAUAAUAUAAAGGAAGAAAUAUUGCCGGUUGUUCAAAGGGAGGUAACCUCUCCAACUGCGUCUGAACUUAGAGCAGAAUUCUUUGGACUAAAUAAGAAAUCUGGACCUGUGAUGUCUGAGGAAAUAUUUUUUGAGGAUGAUGUUCCUCAGACGAACGGACAUGUUGACCACAUGGACGUCUUCAUCAGUGACUUAAAAAAUGAGGUCAGUUUGAAGGAGGCAGAUGAUAAGGACGAAGAAUCGGACAUAUCUGAGGCAGACGAACAAGAAAAUGGUCAUUUUAAGGCUACAUUUACUCCAGGUGAUGCCAAAAUAGGGAGUGUGCCCACUGACGUGGCGUUUGAUGACGAGAAUGACGGAGGUAUCCAACUCGUCUCCUUCAACACCACCGAGAGUUCCAUGCUUCAGAGUCCCGGGGAACAGUCACAGACCGACUCCGCCUUCGACGAGUUGAUGUCGAGUACAGACCAUGACAACAGUAACCAGGUCAGUUUGUGUAACACGCUCGAGGACUUCCAGGAGCAGGAAGAGGAGGUUGUCACGGAAACUGUGGAAGUCCAAGACUUUGUAGAAUUUCACAGUCCACCGGUGAAGGAACAGAUGCAGGUAGAUGAAGUGGUCUUUGUUGAAUCGGCUCCGCAACCGUCCAAACCAGAACCAGAGCUAGAAAAGGUUGAACCAGAGCCAGAAAAGGUUGAACCAGAGCCGGAAAAAGUUGAACCAGAGCCGGAAAAGGUUGAACCAGAGCCGGAACCCAUUGUAAUCGAAACAAUGGAGGUUGUCAAAGAGGUCAAGGUUGAAUCUGCACCCAAGCCUAUUCAUAAUGAACCAGAGACACCUUUGGUUGAUGACGUUGUCACAAAUAAGGUCACAGUUGUCUCCCCUCCUGCAACCCCGAUGCAUGCCUCCUACAACGCUGGACUCCGAGACACAUCAUCCAUUGUCAAGAAGGCACGUAAUUUCUCCGACAUCAUCACAGAGCCGCCCAAGUUCACCGUUAAAGCGAGUACGAAAGAGGUUUCGGAAGAGAGGCUGAAGCAGAUGGACAUGGAAAGGAAGGCUAUUCUACAGCAGAGUAUGAAGUCUACCAAGUCGUUGGACGUCACUUACUCAGAUGAAGAGGAAACCGUCACAGAAGAUAACAGCCAGCCGAGUCCAUCACUAGGAGUCUCUGACAAGCAGAAAUGGAACGCCGACACUGACGAAGAUACAACGACAGAAACUGAUUACAAAGUUGCUCUUAAAAGCAGCGUCAGUUGGGAAGAUAAACCUGAAAAGGUUAAUCUAUAUAGUGCAAACGUCGUCGAAGACGGUAAAACGACAGAAAUUGUAGACAGGGAAUCCAUUGCGGAUCUCGGGUCGACACGCAAACAGUGGGAGACAUUGUUUCAGUCGUCGACGACAUCUUCGCCAGCACCAAAACAGACACCUAAGAAAGGUUCGGUCAAACAUUGGGAGGUCAAGCUUCCAUACAAACCGGUGGGUGUGAUCAAUUCUGCCGAGCCUUCUGCAGAAGAGCCAUCUAGUGAAAGCUCUAGUGAAAGAAAAAUGGAUGACGAAUACGCAAAUGAAAGUGCCAUAGCUCGUGAGAUUCGUCUCGCAAAUGAGCGAGAGGAAAUGCUUAAACGCGAGCAAGAAGAACGAAUGGAACUUAUGAAACGCCAGGAAGAAUCAAAACAGAUGCAAGCAAAAGCAACGUUUGAGGUACAGAACAACAACAACAACAACAACAACGAAUUAAAGACAAUGUAUCAUGAAAUGACUGAAGCUGACCGUGGAUCGGAACUUCAGCGACGGGAAAUUAUUAUCAAGCAGGAGAUUGAGGAACAACAGGAGCGCGAACAAGCUGUCAGCCAAAAUGUGAUCAGCGACAAUGAGGAGACGGACACCACCGAUGAACAGAUUGAUGCCACAGAGAGUGUUAUAGCUCGUGAGAUUCGUCUUCAGCAGGAACGCGAGGAGGAAGUUGCUCAACAGAGACAAAAAGAGGUUGCGCCACCCACCCCUGUGGCCCCUCCCCCUGUACUUUCGGAAACCGCUAUAAAACCUAAGGCGACUGAGGAAGUUGAAUCUGACCCACAAUCAGAGAUUUCAUACGAGGAGGCGAUCAGAGCUUACCAGCAUGAAGGUGAGAGUCUCAUUGCAAGGGAACUCCGUGAGACACGGGAACGUGAGGAAGAACUGCAGAAGAUGAGGGAGACUUUGUCACAGACAAAAGCUGUCAAAGAGUCGCCCAUCUCCAGUUCUACACAAUCCGUUCAGAAAAGUACACCCAUAAAAUCGGAACCCGUCAAGACAAAAUAUUUGUCCCAAAGUGUUCAAAACAAAGUCUCUAGUCAGUCCACACCAAACAAAAGCAUUCGGAUAACCAUGACACCGCCAGUCACGCCGCAGAAUAAUAGUGACGUUAUUCCAGAAAAGAGUGAAACUCCUAUCGAAAAAGAGAUACGAUUGGCCGGGGAACGAGAAAAUGAACUAAGACGACAGAAAGGUUUGCCAGAAAUCUCGGCUCCACGACAAAGCUUGUACAGUGACCAAUCACCAGUUUCUAAUGGGACUGAUGUAGACGUGCUUCCAACAGUACCGUCAUACAGAAACUUAAGGUCGUCCGAAAAUUCUGUAACCAUGAGGAAUUAUGGGUCAAACAGGUUACAGAAAGAACUUGAAAAACAGCGUGCUAAAGAGCUGGCUAUGAAACAGGAGGGAACAAUUAAGUCAACGUCGGAGGAGCAUAUACAAACGCCUAGAUACACUGAAGAGAAGUCGGAUAAACCAGUGAAACGGAACUUUAACAUUCAGCGAAGAAGUAUCAGUAAUAUGUCUAAUGAUUCAGAAAAAACACCUUCUGAACAUUCAGAUACAGAUUCUCUUAAAGACAUGCCAAUCACCCCUGUAGGCCCGCCCAAAGAGGAGGUGCCUAACAGAUUCAAACGUACCAUUUCCUCUGGCUCAAAUGUGUUCUCCUAUAAGGAAACCACACAAAAGGCAGAGUCCAAAAUUGAAAAGGAGCUCCGUGAAAUGAGAGAGCGAGAAGAGGAACUAAGACAGCAGAGAGAGCAGAUCGCUGCAGCCAGAAAAGCAACGAGUCCGAGUUGAAAGGUCAAACCUUGACCUUUAACCCGAAGAAGUGAACUUUUCUCUCCAAAGGGCCUCAGUGUUCAUGAUAUAUGCAAUUUACAUUGUUAAAUCUAUCCAGUUGGAGGAUUUUCUUUGAUGACAGAGAAAAAAAUAGCUUAGACAAGAGUUGUCAGUGCUGAGCAUAAUUUCAAAGCCUGGUGCUUGCCCUUGGACCUUCGAUGAACUGGCUGUAAGGGUUUCUAAGCAACUGUGAAAAACCAAUGGAGCAGGAUAUUUUCGGUAUCCUCAUAGACAAAUUCUCAGUAUUGUGUUGGGUCCCAAAUAGUUCAUGGGACAGUUAUUUUGGUUACUUCAUUUGUUAAAGAUUUUGUUUCACAUUUUUGGUUUUUUUAAUCAUGGCAAUGAAUUAAGUCCUUCGUGCAAUGAUUAAGCUUUUCUGUACAUGCAUUGGAACAAAGUUUUACUUUAGUAACAUUUUGAAUCUAGAAGAUGAUGUGUCGUCUGCUCAUCUUUGACUUGCCGUCGGUUUGGUCGUAAAGAUCCCUACAGAAUGUAUAACUGGUUUAAAUUGUCAACAGAUCUUUAUUAACUCUGAUCCACUCUUUGUCAAUUUCAAAUGUAUCCCUUCAAAUAUUUUGAAUAUUUUAUGGAAAAAAUUAUCAAAGUAUGGAUUAUAACAGUCUUGGAAACGUUUAAUCUAUACCUUGUCCUGAAAAAAACACAUUCAGUUUGAAACAUGCAUAAACUAACCUAGCCAAGGUCAAGGGUCAGAUUUUAAGGUACGAUUGUUUACUGGUCCUCACAGUUAAGGGUUGUUAUCUCCCCUGCACAUUCUACUGCUGCCAUAAAUAGUUGGCAAUACAUAGCCUCACUAUGGCGACGGUAAACACUUAAAGAUUUCAGCCGACUUUGCUUUACAACAAGACAAAGUGCCAAGGAGCUAUUUUGGAUGUUGCAUACGAUAUGUAUGUAGCAAAGCAGUGCCUAGAUAAGGCGAGAAAAUGGAGGCUAUCUAAGUUGUUGUGUCUGCGAAGUCGUGACUAACACUGUGUGUGUCUGCGAAGUCGUGACUAACACUGUGUGUCUAGCUCAUGACCUUAGUGCGUUUUGCACACUGAUCAUGAUACAGGGAUAAAUUGGCCAUUAUUUAAUCACCAGACAGGUGUUUGUAGCUAGUAUAAGUCAGCUGAUGACAAUGGACCAGUUCUGUAUUAUUAUUUGAGACUUUCCAAUCCAGAUGAGUAAAGGAGGUCAACAUAAGGACUUGUAUACCCAAAUUUGUUGUAUUGACCACCAUUCAGACUCUCACCCUGAUUCUCUUAAACGGUGUUGUUAUAGGGGAGAAUUCACAAUGAACUUUUGAUAUUAACUUUUACAAUGUUAUAUGCAAAUCAAUAUUUUUGUCUAAUUUCAAAAGUUAUUUUACAUUUAUUUUAUAGAAUUGAAAAUACAGAUCAGUUGAAUUAACCUCAAAUUGUCAAUACUAUCAUAUGUAAAAUUCAAUUUAAUUCACAAUUUCGUUUUGUUCAAUUUCUGCUUUUAGAUAAGUACAUAUAUACAAUAUAUCCCUAAAUUUAGUUGUUGUACUCUAUGGCCUGGAUUUAUAUAUACAUACCUACAGGACGGAAGAGACCAGAUCUGAUCCAGCUAGUACUGGUUAUAAGGGAAACCCCAAAAUAUUUAUCUGUGUAUAGUUAAGUCACUUUUGAGAUAGGAGAUCCAUAGAUACUUUCUUGUAAACAUUUCAUUCAUCUUGAGUGGAGAAAGUUGAAAACUGUGGGUAUCAAAAGAUGAUCGAAAUAGCCUUUUAUAUCCUGCAAAAUUAUUGAAAUUUAAGAAAUCAUUUUAGGUAUUGCUGAUGAAUUGCUAUGACAUGUACUGCAACUCUGUGAAAUCAAUUUUACAGUAGUUUCACAUUUUCUUUUUUUGAAUUUGACCUGCCUGUAUAUACUGAUGUAAAUUAAAAAAUAACAUACUUAUCAUGUUAUCUUACAGAAUGUUUAAUUUUUCAUAAAUUAACAUGUAAGAGAGGACAGAUUUGCGCCAAUUUUAUUUCUUAAGUGCCUUUUUUUGUUUUUUUAUUAAUAUCAUUUCCUGGUUAAGGGGAGCUAACUCAAGUAAAGACGGAACAGAUACAAACUUUUUACAGUCAUACAGUAAAAAUUGUUUGAUUUCAUCGAUGUUUAAUGACUAUUUCGCAAA
Mizuhopecten yessoensis (Yesso scallop) is the source of this 8488-nucleotide messenger RNA. RefSeq names its product titin-like. Gene Ontology annotation, molecular function: calcium ion binding; protein binding. Gene Ontology annotation, cellular component: plasma membrane; cytoplasm. Gene Ontology annotation, biological process: endosomal transport; endocytosis. The record is from RefSeq and is a predicted model, not a curated record. Bases 176 to 6304 code for a protein of 2042 amino acids. Lineage: Eukaryota; Metazoa; Mollusca; Bivalvia; Pectinida; Pectinidae. The transcript is spliced from 18 exons.